UGCGUGAUGAUGCCGUACUGCAAGGUGGCCGUGAGUGUGACCCUUUCCCGGCAUGCUCCGCGCCUCUCCGUCCCGGACGUGUCCGUACACGAAGAUGGCCUCGCCCGGCAGUAGCUCAGCGCGCGCGCUGGUGCAGUACGUGGUGCUGCGGGGCGACCUGCAGCGGGAGCCGCUCUCGUGGCCGCUGGGGGCCCUGGUGGCGCAGGCCUGCCACGCGGCCCUGGCGGUGGUGCAUGCGUACUACGGGCAGGCGGACACCGGGGCCUACCUGGCUGAGGGGGGCAGCAUGAGGACCGUGGUGCUGGAGGCCCUGGAUGAGGGUGCCUUGACGACACUAGCUGAGACUCUGAAGCAACACAACAUCGAUCACAAAGUGUGGAUAGAGCAGCCAGAGAACAUAGCUACUUGCAUCGCACUCAGACCCUACUCCAAGGAGGAAGUGCACCAACAUCUGAAGAAGUUCAAAUUGCUCAAAUGACCUUUACCCUGGCUUCUCGUUAUAGAUCCCUCACCGUCAUAGUGUCGUACAGACUUAACCAGAACAUGUAGCUUUCUUUGGUGCGUCUGGCUGAAAAAUGAUAGAUAUAUAUGGAGACAAUAAAGCUGCAUGUGUCCUAAAGGCAUCAUUUUAAGAUGCAUCUGCUGAAAAACCAUAUAACGCUUUUCCUGCAUGUUGCUGUUAAAGCCAAUGCUCUUCAAUGGAGAUGACGAAACACUCAUGUCUUUCACUUCCACGGAAAGGGAUUUUGGUGGCAUGUAUGAAUGCAGCUUAUUCCAGAAUAAAUAUUCACUUACCAGCCUUGAGCCAUCAAAAUUGCAGUGAGCAAAGAUGGAAAAGAUCUAAGGGGACACUUAGUCUGUGUCCCAGCCAGAGUGGGCUUUUUCCCUACAGCAAACUCACUAGGUUGUGUCAUUCUCAUUUUUAGAUGUCUCCAGAAAUCCACUGCAUCCAGGGGGAAAUUAUUCCUUAGACCAACAGGUUUUGCUUUCUAGGGCAGAAGUUUUCUCAGACAUUCAGCCUAAAUUUCACCCCAUUACUCCCAUCUCUGGUGCUGAAUUCUUCUCCUGCCAUGGCCCGUAGAGAAUAGGUAGUAGCGAGAUGUCCUUUAGUUUCUUUCAGUCCUGCUGGAACUGUUUUAGUUCUGUCUUCCCUUAAGUCAGCUCCUCCAGGCCUCUCCUCCUCCUUGUUGCUUCUCUCUGAGCUCUCUCCAGUUUGGGUCUUCCAAAUAAUGAGGCACUCGUGCAGUCAGCCCUCUAACAGCUGGGGUGAGAUCUCUGCACAUGCAGCCCAAAAUCAUAGCUACCGUAUCGCAUAACAGGCCUGCAGUUACACACAGGUUUGCAAUCUGUGGUACUCUAUCGUGCUGUAGGUCUCAACACUACCGCUGCCUUGCUGUCUCCCUUCCAUUGCCUCCCUGUGAAGCAGAAGAAUUGUCCACAGCUGUUUGAUAGUUACCCAGAGUUUGCUUGUGGGGAGCAGCUCUUGUUAAGUGCUAUAGGGCAGCUCUCUACUGGCAGUAUUAUGUAACUAGCCACAACCUAUAAUUUGGGCCCUGAGAUAAGAUCCAGCUGCCUGUAUGGCACUGCCUACUGUUUGCUUACUUCCCCAUAGUAUAGCUGCCAAUGGAGGGGGGUGCGGACAGCACUACUUACAAGGAUUUGAAAUGAGCAAAUGCUAAGAAAGGGGGUGUCGCAGAAUGAAAUCAAGAAAGGGGAAAAUGUGGGUUGAACACAAGGAAAAGCUCCUGGAGCUUUGAAGCCGUGAUGACUUAAUCUCUAUCUCGUGCAGGCUGGAAGGAACAUUCCUGCAGCAGUCACAAGGGGGUGGAGGGGAUGAGCUCACUGGUCUCUUCCGUCUCUGAUUUCUGUAUGAGGGAUCAUAACUGUCAAAUAGCUGCUCUGUGUGACACUGUCAGCUCCGCUGCUGCUCAGCCUUGGUCGCUUUUCUGAGCCUCUUUCUACGUGCAGUGAGCACCCAACAAUCAGGCUUCUCCCCCACAUUCACCCCUUUUACCCUUGUUUUAACUGCUGCAGCUCUGCAUCCAGCAGAAGCCCUGAUGUUGUUUUCCCCUAAGCAAAAGACAAGGGAAAGCUUAAAACUCUGUUCUUGUAACAUAAGGAAUGAGUAAAUACAAGUGGCGAGAGGAGGGAAGGAGAGCUGUUACUGACGAUACAGCUUUGCCCUCUGAGACAACUGUUCAACGCUCCCAGUGUUAAGCGCGAAUGCGUUUUGCAUUAGGCCUCAUUUCUGGCUAUUUCUUAUGCCACAUGGUUGCAGGGUCUAAUGGGGAGUUUUAAAUAAACCUAAGUGUCUUGGUUCAAGCCAAGCAUUUAGCUUGUGUGACCCCAAGGGGUUAAUAUGAUAGGGACAGAAAUGGUUAGUGAUGCUCUUCAAAGAGGGGGUUAGUGAAGGUAUUUUUUUUUGAUAGGAUUUAGAUUAUGCCCCAUGUGUUGUUACAAAGCCAGCCACACUGGGCUAAUGGCCCAGAGCUAGAACGGGAAACAGACGGAUCUAAAAGCACUGUCCAAGCUACAAAAAGUAAGAUGCUAGCACUGCUGGUGAGAGAGAGCCCCACUCCCUCAACCCCUCUCCAUAUGUGACCCCAUGCAGCAUAGUUCCUGAUAGAAAAGGCUUGACUUUGUUUUCAUAAGCCAGGUUAGUUCUUUAUGCAGGUAAGUCUCAUUUGCUCCCGUGUGGCUGUGAAUUGGCAGUUCUUAUUUCAAUGGAACUGGGUUGAAAAUAAACAUGGUUUUCUUUACCAGUC
Trachemys scripta elegans is the source of this 2765-nucleotide messenger RNA. RefSeq names its product peptidyl-tRNA hydrolase domain containing 1 (gene PTRHD1). NCBI's taxonomy places the organism in Eukaryota, Metazoa, Chordata, Testudines, Emydidae. Gene Ontology annotation, molecular function: peptidyl-tRNA hydrolase activity. The coding region runs from base 53 to 478 and encodes 141 amino acids. The transcript has 2 exons. The record is from RefSeq and is a predicted model, not a curated record.